ACCUCCAAAACUGUUUAGGAAAAAGACUGCCUAUACUCAACAAAUAAACAAAAGAAUCAGAGGAAGAGAGGCGUGAAUCACCGCACCAUCACAAUGCCGAUCUCUGCCACCAUUAACACCACCGCACCACCGCUGCGCUUUCUCUCUCUCCACCACCACCACCACCACCACCACCACCGCGCUUCCUCCUCCGCUAUACCAUUUCCCCUCCCCACCACCAAAACCCCUCUCCUUUCAAUCUCAAUAACCAUAACCCCCACACGCCAGCGUGCCGCAUUUUUACCAUUUUCCACCAAUUCAUCUGUCACUAACGCCGACAUUAUCACCGACAUCUCUAGCGGCGGCGGAAAUGGAGGAAUCGUAGGAGGCAGCAAUAGCGGAGGUGGCGGUGGAGGUGGAGAUGAGAAUGGAAAUAACUGGAAUGAUGAUAGUAACAAGAAGAAGAAUAGAGAUGAAGCUCUGAUAGCGUUGGCAGAGGUCGGGAAGGGUCUGGAGAACUUGCCCAAGGACUUGAAGGCCGCCGUAGAAGACGGUAGAAUUCCUGGAUCCAUCGUGAUUCGAUACUUCGAACUUGAAAAAUCUGGUUUGAUUUCUUGGUUGAUGAAAUUUGGUGGAUUCAAGGAGCGGUUGUUGGCUGAUGAUCUCUUCUUGGCUAAAGUUGCCAUGGAGUGUGGUGUUGGAGUUUUCACCAAGACUGCUGCAGAAUAUGAGCGUCGCAAAGAGAACUUUUUCAAUGAGCUAGAAAUUGUUUUUGCUGAUGUGGUGAUGGCUAUAAUUGCAGAUUUUAUGCUUGUUUACCUUCCGGCUCCUACUGUUUCUCUCCGACCUCCUAUUGCAGUGAAUGCUGGAAGAAUCGCCAAGUUCUUUCACAACUGUCCAGAUAAUGCAUUUCAGGUUGCUUUGCCCGGUAUCUCCUAUUCGUUGUUGCAGAGAUUGGGUGCAAUAGUGCGCAAUGGGGCAAAGCUAUUUGCUGUUGGGACCACUUCAUCUUUGGUGGGCACGAUUGUAACAAAUACACUCAUAAAUGCUCGAAAGGCUGCGGAUCACUCAGCCGCAGGCGGGGUGGAAAAUGUUCCUGUACUAUCAACAAGUGUUGCAUAUGGUGUCUAUAUGGCAGUAUCCAGCAAUCUUCGAUACCAAGUGUUGGCUGGUGUCAUUGAGCAACGAAUUUUAGAGCCUUUGCUGCACGAACACAAGUUAUUCUUGAGUGCAAUUUGCUUUGCUGUGAGAACUGGCAACACAUUUUUGGGUUCAUUACUGUGGGUCGACUAUGCUCGUUGGAUAGGAAUUCAAAAGGUUCAAGAUGUAGAAUCAUAAGGUCCACAAUGAACGUAAGUUUGCCUAUUUGUUGACAUCUCGUAGAAGUAGAGAUUGAUUAUAUUUCGGUUUU
Messenger RNA from Olea europaea var. sylvestris, 1390 nucleotides. Its product is annotated as protein RETICULATA-RELATED 4, chloroplastic-like. The coding region runs from base 94 to 1317 and encodes 407 amino acids. The record is from RefSeq and is a predicted model, not a curated record. NCBI's taxonomy places the organism in Eukaryota, Viridiplantae, Streptophyta, Magnoliopsida, Lamiales, Oleaceae. The transcript is spliced from 8 exons.